AGGAACUGGGAGUGAAGGACAUGGAAGGGAAAUGCUCAAAGCAAAGGUUGGUACGAGAUUCAGAUUCUCACUCUUUAGCACUUGGAUUUCGACUUCCGAGCACAGAUCGGAGAUAACAUUAUCUAGUCACCAUUGCCAGCUUAACAAAACGUCAUAUUGUUUCUUAUUCCGGGGCACUGCUAUAUUAUUGUUUGAUUUAACCCCAAACGACACAUAUUUUCCUUCAAAAAUUGUCUGCCAUCAACCUUGAUUUCCUAUAUGAGCCAGAAAAAUGCCAAGUUAGAAUCUGAUGGCUUAGACGCAUUGAUAGUGGAGACUUCUCCCAUGCAUGAACACCACAAACAAUCUGUGGUUCAGAUUUUAAAGGUGCAGGCAAAAUCAUGAUCUUAUCUUAUAUCUCAUUUAUCAUUCUCACCACACGUUCCUUUACCCAAUUCCAACCAUAACCUUAUUUAUAAUUUUGUCCUGUAGACAUAUAAGUAAUAUCAACUGAAAUAAAAAAAAAAAAAGAACUUGGCUGUAUAUUUAGCGAGGAAGCUUUUCUCAUAGUUUUGGUUGUAGGCUUGUAGCCAUGGCCUCCCAUGCAGCUCUGGCUUCUUCAAGAAUUCCGUCUACCACAAGGCUUCCCUCCAAGACCUCCCACUCUUUCCCCACUCACUGCUCCUCUAAGAGAUUGGAAGUAGCUGAGUUCUCUGGGCUUAGAUCCAGUUCAUGUGUGACUUCCGCCAAGAAUGUUAGGGAGGCAUCUUUCUUUGAUGUAGUAGCUGCCCAACUAACCACCAAGACUGCGGGAUCAACUCCUAUUAAGGGAGAAGCAGUGGCAAAGUUGAAGGUAGCAAUCAAUGGUUUUGGACGCAUUGGCAGAAACUUUCUCCGAUGCUGGCAUGGCCGCAAGGACUCACCACUGGAUGUUGUCGUUGUCAAUGACAGUGGAGGCGUAAAGAAUGCUUCUCACUUGUUGAAGUAUGAUUCAAUGCUGGGUAUUUUCAAGGCAGAAGUGAAAGUAGUUGACAAUGAGACCAUCAGUGUUGAUGGUAAGCCCAUCAAGGUUGUCUCUAACAGGGACCCUCUCAAGCUUCCUUGGGCUGAACUCGGCAUCGACAUUGUUAUUGAGGGAACAGGUGUGUUUGUGGAUGGGCCAGGUGCUGGGAAGCACAUCCAGGCUGGUGCCAAGAAAGUUAUUAUCACUGCUCCAGCAAAAGGUGCGGAUAUUCCAACCUAUGUUGUUGGCGUAAACGCACAGGAUUACUCCCAUGAUGUUUCUAACAUUGUAAGCAAUGCUUCUUGCACAACAAAUUGUUUGGCUCCUUUUGUGAAGGUCAUGGAUGAGGAAUUGGGUAUUGUCAAGGGAACAAUGACGACUACUCAUUCAUACACGGGUGACCAGAGGCUUUUAGAUGCUUCACACCGGGACUUGAGGAGAGCAAGAGCUGCAGCAUUGAACAUAGUCCCAACAAGUACUGGUGCAGCCAAGGCGGUGUCUCUGGUGCUGCCCCAACUCAAGGGCAAACUCAAUGGCAUUGCCCUCCGUGUGCCCACACCUAAUGUCUCUGUCGUUGAUCUCGUGGUGAAUGUUGAGAAGAAAGGAAUUUCAGCUGAAGAUGUGAAUGCAGCCUUUAGAAAGGCAGCUGAAGGACCUUUGAAAGGUAUAUUGGAUGUAUGCGACAUCCCUCUCGUGUCAGUAGACUUCCGGUGCUCUGAUGUCUCUUCCACCAUUGACUCCUCUUUGACAAUGGUCAUGGGAGAUGACAUGGUCAAGGUGGUGGCCUGGUACGACAAUGAAUGGGGAUACAGCCAACGGGUGGUUGAUUUGGCACAUCUGGUGGCAAACAAGUGGCCAGACACGGCUGUGAAAGAUAGCGAAGACCCAUUGGAGGAGUUCUGCGAGACAAACCCUGCUGAUGAGGAGUGCAAAGUCUUCGAAUCUUAGUAGUUCAUAUAUUAUUUUUCUCUUGGCUAUUUGAAAAUAAUUUGUUCAAUAGGCCAUGGAAUUUCAUUGUCCAUUAUCGUUGAAUUCUUGCUUUGUAAUGACAAUUGAAGAAGGGAAUAGAAUUACGAACACACUAUUAAGAUAACGUAAUACUUUAUUUUGCAAGGCUUUUUAUAGUCGUUUUGUGAAUAUAGAGUUGCAUGUGACUUGGCAUCGAUUACACUUCUGAC
Messenger RNA from Ilex paraguariensis (yerba mate), 2160 nucleotides. The record is from the annotation of a GenBank genome assembly. Lineage: Eukaryota; Viridiplantae; Streptophyta; Magnoliopsida; Aquifoliales; Aquifoliaceae.